AUGGCUCAAGAAACAGAGGCGGAAUGGCGGCAACAGUUUGAGGCAAUGCAGGCCGCCAUUGCUGGCCUUAACCUACCAGGCUCCCUGCCCGUUCCUCUCGAGUCCGAAUUUGAGGACGCCGAUUUCGAGGGAUACUCAUCCGGCAAUAGUGGCCAGGACGUUUGGGAUUUUAUUUCCGACGAUGAAGCGGACAACUACAGCAGCGAUCUUUUCGAAAUCGAGGCCGCACCCUCAACUUCCGCGGGUUACGACGCUGCCUGGCUCUCAGCCAAGUGCGUCGCAAUUGCGUCCAAGAAUGGCCUCUCCGAGGACGUCUUUGAGGCGCAGAUUCUUAGCGCCAUCGGCUCCGGAAAGUCAGAUGAGGAGCUGCAGGUAGAGCUGACGGACCUUGUCGGCUUCGACGACCUCGACUUCAUCAUCGAGCUCCUCGCACACAAGGACGAGAUCAGCGCAUCGAGCGCGGCCACCGUCGCGGCCGCCGGCCAACUCACUGGCCGGCUGCUGACCAGGGCCGAGCGCGACGAGCAGCUGCGCCGCCAAGACUUUGAGCACAAGAACGCCGCGCUCGCGCCGAGCUUCUCGCGCGAGACGCAGUACCCGCAUGUCUACAAGGCGUACUCGGCCGGGAACACGCUCAGCUACGCGGGCAAGAAGUACGGCCUCCCGGCGGGCAGCGAGCGGAGGCAGUUUGACAAGUACGAGGAGCACUACAUCCCCGCCGGCGCCAAGGGCAAGCUGGGGCCCGACCAGAAGCUGGUCAAGAUUGAGGACCUGGACGGCCUCUGCCGAAACACGUUCAAGGGCUACAAGGCGCUCAAUCGUAUGCAGAGCCUCGUCUAUCCCGUCGGGUACAAGACCAGCGAGAACAUGCUCAUCUGCGCUCCCACCGGUGCGGGUAAGACGGAUGCUGCGAUGCUCACCAUCCUUCACACGAUUGGCCAGCACGUCUUCCCCAAUCCGAUGGAAGACACUGCCGCUACGGAAUUCGCCGUCAACCUGGAGGACUUCAAGAUUGUGUAUGUCGCGCCGAUGAAGGCACUCGCGGCAGAAGUCACCGAGAAGCUCGGAAAGCGUCUCGCAUGGCUCGGCAUCAAGUGUCGAGAGUACACCGGAGAUAUGCAGCUCACAAAGGCGGAAAUCAUUCAAACACAAAUCAUCGUCACGACUCCGGAGAAGUGGGAUGUUGUCACCAGAAAAGGCACUGGCGACACGGAGCUCGUCCAGAAAGUGCGGUUGCUGAUCAUAGACGAGGUUCAUAUGCUUCACGAUGAGCGUGGUGCGGUGUUGGAAUCUCUCGUCGCUCGUACCGAGCGGCAAGUCGAAAGCACUCAGUCCUUGAUCCGCAUUGUCGGUCUAAGUGCCACGCUGCCCAACUAUAUUGACGUUGCGGACUUUCUCAAAGUCAAUAAGUAUGCUGGCCUCUUCUACUUCGAUGCGUCUUUUAGACCUGUUCCUUUAGAGCAGCAUUUCAUCGGCGUCAAGGGAAAGGCGGGCAGCAAGCAAUCGAAAGAUAACCUGGACACUGUGGCCUUCGACAAGACCAAGGAGAUGCUCGAGGUUGACCACCAAGUCAUGGUAUUUGUACACUCUCGACGAGAUACCAUGGUCACCGCGCGUAUGCUGCACCAGAAAGCAGUCGAGUCGUUCUGUGUCGAUCUCUUUGACCCGUCGAACCACCCAAAAUACGAGCAAGCUGUAAGGGACAUGAAGUCUUCACGGUCCAAAGAUAUUCGCGAGCUUCUCUCUAAAGGCAUUGGUGUUCAUCACGCUGGCAUGGCACGAGCCGACCGAAAUCUGAUGGAGAGACUCUUCGCCGAGGGCGUGCUCAGAGUUCUCUGCUGUACGGCAACCCUCGCCUGGGGUGUCAACUUGCCGGCCGCUGCCGUUGUUAUAAAGGGCACGCAGGUCUACAGCGCCCAGGAUGGUAAAUUUGUCGAUCUUGGCAUCCUUGACGUCUUACAGAUCUUUGGUCGUGCAGGUCGUCCUCAGUUUGAAGACACUGGUAUCGGCAUGAUUUGCACCACCCAGGAUAAGCUGCAGCAUUACCUUACAGCUGUUACAGAACAGCAGCCCAUCGAGUCCAAGUUCUCGACAAAGCUGGUGGAUAAUCUCAAUGCCGAAAUUGCUCUGGGCACAGUCACGUCGAUUCCUGAUGCCGUGCAAUGGAUUGGUUAUUCCUACCUGUUCGUUCGCAUGCAAAGAAGUCCUAUUACUUACGGCAUUGAAUGGGCCGAAAUCCGAGAUGACCCAACUCUUGUACAAAGACGUCGACAGCUAGCAAUACAGGCUGCACGUACACUACAGCAGUGUCAGAUGAUCAUCUUCAACGAGACGACCGAGGAGCUACGAAGCAAGGACAUUGGCCGAAUUGCCAGUCAAUACUACAUUUUACAUGGCAGUAUCCAGGUUUUCAACGCCAUGAUGCAAGAGCAGGCGACCGAAGCAGAUAUUCUCAGGAUGAUCAGCAUGAGUGGGGAGUUUGACAAUGUCCAGUCCCGAGAUACUGAAGCAAAGGAGCUUACAAACCUCAAGGAUGAAGUUAUUCCUUGCGCUGUUGAGGGUGGUGUCGACACGCCGCAAGCAAAGACCAAUAUCCUUCUUCAGUCAUAUAUCUCGCGCUCGCAACCCGAGGACUUUGCGCUCUCAAACGACAUGAACUACGUCGCCCAGCAAUCUGGUCGGAUUUGCAGAGCACUCUUUAUGCUUGCGUUGAACCGGCGCUGGGGCCAUCAGUGCUUAGUGUUGCUGACACUUUCCAAGUCUAUUGAGAAGCGCAUCUGGCCCUUCCAGCACCCCUUGCAUCAGUUUGACUUGGCUAAGCCCAUCUUGAAUCAGCUUGACUCGAAGGAGCACAUGACUAUCGAAUCCAUGAAGGAGAUGGAACCUGCUGAGAUUGGAGCACUGGUUCAUAAUCAUGGCGCCGGCAAGACGAUUGCUAGCAUUCUCAGGAACUUCCCCACCGUCCAUGUCGAGGCCGAAAUCGCACCCUUGAACCGCGACGUCUUGCGGAUCAAGCUCUACGUCAUUCCCGACUUCCAGUGGAAAGACCACAUCCACGGCACAUCUGAGUCUUUCUAUAUUUGGGUCGAAAACUCGGAGACGUCCGAAAUCUACCACCACGAAUACUUUAUCCUCAACCGCCGGAAGCUGCAUGAUGAUCACGAACUCAACUUUACGAUUCCUUUAUCAGACCCCUUGCCUACGCAGAUUUACGUCAGAGCUGUCUCUGAUAGAUGGCUCGGCGCCGAGACAGUCACCCCAGUCUCCUUCCAGCAUCUUAUUCGACCUGACACGGAAAGUGUGUACACGGACCUGCUAGAUCUACAGCCCCUUCCACUUUCCGCUCUCAAGAAUCCGCCACUGGAAGAGUUGUACGCAAAGCGCUUCCAAUUCUUCAACCCCAUGCAGACACAAAUCUUCCACACCCUCUACCACACGGCAGCAAAUGUGCUUCUCGGCUCGCCAACCGGGUCCGGAAAGACUGUUGCGGCAGAGCUGGCGAUGUGGUGGGCGUUCCGCGAGCGACCUGGGUCCAAGGUUGUGUACAUUGCACCCAUGAAGGCUCUCGUUCGCGAGCGUGUCAAAGACUGGGGCUCGCGCCUUGCUGGACCUCUUGGGUUGAAGCUCGUUGAGUUGACUGGCGACAAUACGCCGGAUACUCGCACCAUCAAGGAUGCAGACAUUAUCAUCACCACGCCUGAGAAAUGGGACGGUAUUUCGCGUUCUUGGCAAACCAGAGGCUACGUCAGACAGGUAAGUCUGGUCAUCAUUGACGAGAUUCAUCUGCUCGCGGGCGAUCGUGGUCCUAUUCUGGAGAUCAUCGUUUCGCGCAUGAAUUACAUUGCCGAGAUGACCAAGAGCGCGGUUCGACUUCUCGGAAUGUCUACUGCGUGUGCCAAUGCCAGCGACCUGGCCAACUGGCUCGGUGUCAAGGAGGGCCUGUUCAAUUUUAGACACUCUGUGCGUCCGGUUCCGCUGGAGCUCUACAUUGACGGGUUCCCCGAGGUCCGAGGAUUCUGUCCUCUCAUGCAGUCGAUGAACCGGCCGACAUUCCUCGCCAUCAAGAACCACAGUCCUGAGAAACCCGUCAUUGUCUUUGUCGCUUCGCGUCGACAGACUCGACUGACUGCCAAGGAUCUUAUCAACUUUUGUGGCAUGGAGGAAGACCCCCGUCGCUUCCUGCGCAUGGACGAGGAGGACCUGCAACUCAAUCUUUCCCGCGUCAAGGAUGAUGCUCUGAAGGAGGCUAUCAACUUUGGCAUUGGUCUGCAUCACGCUGGUCUUGUUGAAUCCGAUCGUCAGCUGUCGGAGGAGCUGUUCCUGAACAACAAGAUCCAGAUCCUUGUCGCCACCAGUACUCUUGCCUGGGGUGUCAAUUUGCCUGCUCAUCUUGUCGUUGUCAAAGGCACGCAGUUUUACGAUGCAAAGAUUGAAGGCUACAGAGACAUGGAUCUCACCGAUGUUCUGCAGAUGCUUGGCCGUGCCGGCCGUCCCCAAUUCGACAACUCGGGUGUCGCCCGCAUCUUCACCCAAGAUUCCAAGAAGGACUUUUACAAGCACUUUUUGCAUACCGGUUUCCCUGUGGAGUCAUCGCUGCACACGGUGCUUGAUAACCAUUUAGGCGCCGAGGUUUCUGCCGAGACCAUUUUGACCAAACAGGAUGCGCUGGACUACCUGACGUGGACGUUCUUCUUCCGCCGCCUGCACAAGAAUCCUUCCUACUAUGGACUGGAGAUCUCGGCCGAAGAGCACAGCACCAUUGCUGCACAGCAAGUGGCCAACGAGUACAUGGUUGAGAUGGUGAACAACUCGCUCGAUGAGCUUGCCAAGUCCAAGUGCGUUGAGGUCUUUCCAAACGGCGACGUGGACUCUACGCCGCUGGGCAAGAUUAUGAGUUACUACUACCUCUCGCACAAGACGAUCCGCCAUCUGAGCCGUCACGCCAAGGCAAAUGCCACCUUUUUGGAGGUGCUGUCAUGGAUGUCACGAGCAACUGAAUAUGACGAGCUUCCGGUGCGCCACAACGAGGAUCGGGUCAACGAAACUCUGUCUGACAAUUUACCAUUCCCGGGUCACUCGUUCGGUCUGCCCAUGUGGGAUCCCCAUGUGAAGGCGUUCCUUUUGCUGCAAGCGCACAUGUCACGAAUUGAUUUGCCCAUUACGGAUUACGUCGGUGACCAGACCAGCGUGCUUGACCAAGCCAUUCGCAUCAUCCAGGCUUCCAUCGACGUGCUCACCGAGAUGGGCCACCUAUCGAGUUGUCUGCGAAUGAUGAGUCUGCUCCAAUCAGUCAAGUGCGCCCGUUGGCCGACUGAUCCGCCGGUGUGCAUCCUCCCCGGCCUGGAGCCAGAGUCUACCAAGAAGGAAACGCUGUCGCUCAAGGAGCUGAGCGCGUACAGCCCGCAACAGGUGUCGCAGCUCGCCAAGCGCCUCAGAGUGCCCGCCCACAUCCAGCCCCGUCUCGUCAGGGCGGCCUCCAUCCUGCCGAACGUAGCCGUCUCCAUCGAGGCCACGACGGCGCUGUCGGUCACGGUGGGCAUCAAGCGCCUGAACGCGCUCGUGGAGCGGGAGGCACGCAUCUACGCGCCGAAGCUGCCGAAGCCGCAGUCGGAAGGGUGGUUCGUGAUGGUGGCUGACGCCGCCAAGGACGAGGUCAUCGCCGUGAAGCGCGUGGGAUGGUGGGCGGGGGCGUCUUCUCGUGGGGGCGGCCCGCGCAAGGUCGAGGCGAAGACGAAGCCCACGGCGCGGGGCACGAUCAAGCUGCCGCAGGCCGCCGGGGAGCGGAAACUGGACGUCAUCGUGGUGAGCGACGCAUACAUUGGGUUGGAGCACCGCAUCGAAGGGGUCGAGAUCCCGGCGGCGCCCGUGGUGGACGAUGACGUCGAUUCGAAGAAGAAGAAGAAGAAGGCGGCGGCGGAGGGUGGUGGUGCUGGAAGCGCGUGA
Messenger RNA from Cordyceps fumosorosea ARSEF 2679, 5943 nucleotides. RefSeq names its product activating signal cointegrator 1 complex subunit 3. NCBI's taxonomy places the organism in Eukaryota, Fungi, Ascomycota, Sordariomycetes, Hypocreales, Cordycipitaceae. The record is from RefSeq and is a predicted model, not a curated record. The coding region runs from base 1 to 5943 and encodes 1980 amino acids. The transcript has a single exon. Gene Ontology annotation, molecular function: nucleic acid binding; ATP binding; ATP hydrolysis activity.